ACAAUAUAUUGGCUAAUUAAUGAAGUACAAGUCAAUCUGUGGCAAGCAUUUACAAAAUGGAGGAUGAAUGCAGCAAAUUCCCCAAACCUAUAGCAGGCUGCACAAAGGAAUACAGACCAGUCUGUGGUACUAAUGGUGUGACAUACGACAAUAUAUGCCUGCUUUGUUUAGCAAGACAGGAGACAGGGAAAAACAUUCGUAUAGCUCAUGAAGGCAAAUGCAAGGAAAAGGAUGAGUGUAGUCAAUACACUGACCCACAGGCAUGCACAAAGGAGUAUAAACCAGUCUGUGGCAGCGAUGGAGUGACAUACAACAACAAAUGUCUUUUCUGUUGUGCCAAAAAGGAAAAGGGUGGCAAGUUGACCAUCAAACAUAAAGGGGAAUGUAAGCCAAAGGAUGAAUGCAGUAAAUACCCAGAGCCAUCGGAUGGAAAGCCUGCCCCUUGCACAUAUGAGCUUGCUCCAGUCUGUGGCAGCGAUUGA
Molecule: messenger RNA, 482 nt
Organism: Pogona vitticeps (central bearded dragon)
Lineage: Eukaryota; Metazoa; Chordata; Lepidosauria; Squamata; Agamidae
Source: RefSeq, a predicted model, not a curated record